CAGGGCUGAUUUUGGUGGCAUCAUGUGCGAGACGGCGGAGAAGCCUUGCUGGGUUUGGGGCGUGUGAUUUGCGAGCAUCGUCCACCGGAUGGAAUAUUGAUGAACCUGAAAGCGAGCACACGAGGCGGAGCAAAAGCAUGAGAACAAGAGCAUUGACUUUUAGUUGGCGAAGGAGUGUGCGUAUGUGGGGUGUUGCAGAAGUAAAAGACAAAGAUUCCUCAACGAGGAAGAGUUGCUUUUGCUUUGGGAGGGUCAGCUAACCCACACAAAUGACAAACCCCCUUUGACAUAGCCUAGCGACUUUGAAACUCUCUGUUACUUUCUCUUUCUUUCAUGCAGUUUUGCGACGAUUAAAGCGAUUACAUGUGCCAGCAAUUGUCUGUUUGGUGUCAACCCGAAUCCAAAGCCCCAAUCUUUGAAACCAGAGAGUCAACCAUUUCUCUUCAUUCAAUCCUAUCACUCUAUAUCUAUAUAUUCACAUAUAUACCCGUCCGUGUACCCUAGAGCUACCCACGAAGUUUCCCACCUCACUUCCUACUUGGUGAGCUCGCUUUCUCUUUUUCCCUUUUAUCGGAUCUUCUUGCCCUUCCCCAAUACCCCAUUUAAAUACGACCUCAUCAUACUUGCAGUUGCAAUACAACCCCCAGCCCUAUUCAUUGACACUUGCUGCUGCUUCUCAAAGCCGCUGCUUCAGUUCUAUCUCAGUUGUCUCUGACAAACGUAUCGCCAAUGGAACUUAACAAUUCGCAAAGUAAAAGGACAAGCUUGAAGAGAAAGUCACCAGAAAAUGGAGAUUGUCUACUCUCCAACAGUGGCUCUCUAGACGACCUUAAUGAAGAUCUCUUUGAAAGGGUGCUCUCAUGGCUGCCAACUUCUACAUUCUUUCGCCUUAGCACUGUGUGCAAAAGAUGGAAAUCAGCGGCUGACUCUGCGAGUUUCAAGCUCGCCUGUUCUCAGAUUCCUUCUCGGGAUCCUUGGUUCUUGAUGGUUGCCCCCAGUCUCAGCCAAUCUAUCAUCUUUGACUCUGCUGAAAGCUCUUGGAAAAGACUCAAUCAUCCUCCUCCUCCUCUGCAGGAAGAUUCUAACCAAAGUUGCAUGCCAGUGGCUGCCUCUGGUGGCUUGAUUUGCUACCGCCAAUCAUCUGGAAACUUCAUUCUAUGCAAUCCUGUGACAGGAUGUCGUAGGUAUCUUCCUCCACUGAAUUUAGCCCAACAAAAUCAACCCCUCAAUGCCGUUGUGAUGAGUUCAUCUGUCUCCACCUACAAGAUAGUGUUAGUCUUCGGUGAACUUCCAUUUCUCUCUUUCAUAUCCUAUGAUUCGAACAAUGGUUGCUGGGAAGAUGAGACUGCACUGAGGAGAACGGUUGAUGACAACUCUAUGGAAUAUGAUUCAAGCGAUGAUAAUGUUGUGUACUUCCUAAGCAAGGCUGGAAAUGUGGUGGCAAGUAACAUGCAGAGAAGUCCUUCUAAGCAAUUUUCAUCGGUUAUUACUAACAAAGAUGGUGAGGAGAUAGUCUACUUCCUAAGCUCCUCAGGGACAGUGGUGGCUUGCAAUUUGACGAGCAAGUGCUUCUCUGAGUAUCCCAGGCUGUUGCCUGCAUUCUGCGAGUACUCCAUUGAUGUUGUGGAGUGUAAUGGAGAGAUGCUAGUUAUUCUGUUGUCCGAGUUCUUGGAGAGUGCGAGUCUUCGGGUGUGGAAAUUCGAUGAGGCAAACCGAAGCUGGCACCAGAUUGCAGCCAUGCCUGCAGCAAUGUCUCAUGAGUGGUAUGGAAAGAAGGCAGAUAUUAACUGCGUGGGGGUGAAGGGCCAGAUAUUUAUAUGCUUGAAUUCUCCUGAGCUAUGCACUUAUGUUGUGUGUGAUUUGAGGACUAAAGAAUGGAUUGAAUUGCCAAAAUGUUGCAUCAAAGGCCAAGUCAUGGAGUUCAUGUCUGCCUUCUCGUUCGAGCCCAGGAUAGAGGCUUUUGUAUGACACCAUGACGCCCUGCCCUUUGGAUCUUUGAGACUUUCACUAGGACUCUCCUCCUGCCCUUGUUAUUUUUUUCCCCCUUCCUUUUGAAGGUUUACGUGAGUCAGUAUUGAAGCAAAUAGCUAGUGGAGAUUUGUAUGAAACUAACCAAGUGACUGAUAAGCUAACUGAGACAUUGUGAUUAUCUUCAUUGAUUAUUAGAUGUACGUUGUUUCUGUGAUUA
Molecule: messenger RNA, 2188 nt
Organism: Prosopis cineraria
Lineage: Eukaryota; Viridiplantae; Streptophyta; Magnoliopsida; Fabales; Fabaceae
Product: F-box only protein 13
Exons: 3
Coding region: 730-1968 (412 amino acids)
Molecular function (GO): protein binding
Source: RefSeq, a predicted model, not a curated record